Messenger RNA from Wyeomyia smithii (pitcher-plant mosquito), 4761 nucleotides. RefSeq names its product RNA-binding protein 45. Lineage: Eukaryota; Metazoa; Arthropoda; Insecta; Diptera; Culicidae. The record is from RefSeq and is a predicted model, not a curated record. Bases 224 to 1699 code for a protein of 491 amino acids. Gene Ontology annotation, molecular function: RNA binding. The transcript has 6 exons.
GCUCUCACCAUUUUCACGUUUUCACCAUUUCAUGUUCGUGUCAAAGAUUGACUAGGUUGAAGAUUCAUUGGUUCGUUUGUUUUUCGUGAAGAAAUAGUGUAAAUUGAUUUAUUUUAUGCUGUAACUAUUAUUUAAUUGGUGAUAAAUCUUAGCACGCAGAAGAAAGCGAAAGCAAAGCAAACGCAAAUAGAAAUAAAAAACCGCAAUACGCACGUAAAACAACAUGGCCGACCGUAGAUCGGGAGGAUCAAGUCGUAACAAUUUCAACGAUGAUAAAAAUUCUGCCGACAUUCCACCGAUGUCGCGGCUGUUUAUUAUCUGCAGUAAAACAGUUACGGAGGAAAAUUUGAGAGAGCAUUUCAAUCAGUUCGGUGAUAUCGAAGAAAUAUGGAUAGUGAAAGACCGACAGUCUGGUGACGCCAAGGGGGUGGCUUAUAUCAAAUUCUCAAAAACAUCAGAGGCUGCCCGGGCUCUAGAAGAAAUGAACGGAAAACUUAUUGGGGACAAUUCUAGACCAAUCAAGGUUUUAGUAGCAGCCAAUCGUCAGCAAGGAUCCCGAAAACAGACCGAAAAUGAGGAAGAAAAAUACCUCCGGUUGUUCGUAUUGAUUCCAAAGGAAAUGUCCGAAGAAUCACUGCGGUCGGAAUUUGGGCAGUACGGAACAAUCGAUAACGUGACAAUCAUCCGAGACAGGGCAACUAAGGAAGGCAAAGGAUUCGCUUACGUUAAAUUUAACCGUUUCACUCACGCUGCCCGGGCUUUCGAGGAUUGUGAUUCAAAGUACAAAGCUGUGUUUGCCGAACCGAAGCCAUCCCGAAACUCUUCAGUAUCAUCAAAUGAUAAUUUCGGUGGGUUCAGUAGCAGUGGGGGUGGAUCGAAUGGUUUCAAUGACGAUCGUCGUGAUCGAGGCUCUGGAAUGAGCGGCUCGGCUCCCAUGAUGGGCUUCGGCGGUAUGGGCGUUAGCGAUCGCAGAGGAAUGACGGGCAUGACUAAUGACCGGGCAACAAACUUUGGCUUUAACAGCAGCAAUUAUUCGGGACAACCCGGCAAUCAAACUGACACUUCACUGACAGUGCUGUGCAGUCCGUCUCUGAAUCAGGAUCAGUUGUGGAGGCUUUUUGACAUUAUUCCUGGAUUGGAUUAUUGUCAGAUUAAUAAUGAUUUCAACAGUCGCAAUGUUACGGCAACGGUGGUCUACAACAAUGCACAGUCGGCCAUGUAUGCUAGGGAUAAGAUUCAUGGUUUAGAAUAUCCACCGGGUGAACGUUUGAUCAUUCGUAUGGGUUUAGAAACGGUGGGCUUCAUGACCAGUAGCGAUCCAUUUAACAAUGGCGAGCGUAAAAUUCUAGAUCGCGAGGCGUCGUUUUGCAGUGUCCCUUUGCCGGCACCAUUAGCGAUGGCAAACCCGAAUGCCGAGGUAGCCCAGCGCUGCUUCAUCGUGUGCAUUCCAAAAGCCCUUCCGACCAGUGUACUGAAACAGACGUUCUGUCGCUUUGGAGAUCUAAUCGAUGUUUACCUGCUGCCGAACAAAAAUUGUGGGUACGCAAAGUUUGCCAGCGAGAAGAGCGCUAAAAAGGCUAUGGAAACUUUGCAUGGAGCGGAGAUUUUGAAUGUACGACUAAAGGUUUUGGAAGCCGAGGAACCUAGCAACGAUCGGAGAAAACGCAUGCGUCACGACGAUCGAAUGGAUAAUGAGUAGAUGUUCCACUUCAGUGAUUCGCUUAUGUCAGGGAGUCGUUGCGGUGCUUACUUAUAGUAUCCGCCGCACAGACGCUGCAAACGAGAAGACCUAGACAACAGAAAUGGACAAGGUAAAUUUCCGAAUCUUUCAGCACUCGCAUUGCGUAGGUUCUGUUGUUUCGUCCAUAUUCUCUAGGUGCUCGUACACUAGGAGGGCGUUGCAUGGGAUACCACAUCGAAGGAGCAUCUCAAGUGUGAGUUUGUACUGCUCGUACAGACUGCAUCUUAAAAUGCACGAAAUUGCCAGCGCUUGUAAGGCUGCUGGCAGACGUUGCCAACAAAGAUGUAUUUCGUUGGUUUACCCAUACUAGAUUGACAAAUAUUUUUAACACCCUAGCAGUAUCUUUUUGUCAGUCUAACUUUCCGGAACAGUUUCCUGUAUAGUUUUGCUUUCUAGAACACCUGCCACUUAGUUGUUUUUGACACUGUCUUACGCCAGUAAUCGGUACUAUAGACACAAAGAAGCACAAGGUUGAAUCUAAAGUAUAUUUUACGUUACAAUGAAAUUUAUUUCUGUUUGUAAGCUAAAAUGCUUAUGAUUUAUUCUGCGGUUUAUUGCAGUUUUUCAUGUGAUGCGACCGAAAAUGUUCAAAAAUUUAUGUAUAUUUGAUUAAGGUCACAGUUUUGCAAAUAUUCUCUCUUGGUGUGUAUAUGACACUAUGUAGAACAAAAGUUACUACAGUAAUUGAGUUUCUUUAACCAAUCCGAAAAGCUAUUGGGAACUAGGAUUUUUUUUAUUAGGAACAUUGAAUUUAUAUUGCUAAAGUAAGAACAAAGCAAUGCCUUGGUGCUACAUUCCGUUUCGAAACUCGACCUUCUGUUUAUUAUACACAGACUUCGCAGCCAACUGUUAAGUGUACAGGACGAUUGUGGGGCUAGCGCUACGAUCCUACUGACACUAACAGUCUCUCCCGAGCCGAGACUUGAACCUACGACGACUGGCUUGUUAGGCCAGCAUCGUACCUCGAGACCAGCUGGGAGAGUAUUGUUAAAGUAGGCAGCUCAAUACUCACAAAAUCACGUUAUACAUUUUAGUUGAAGUUAAUUGUAUAAUUAACUAGCAUUCUUGUACUCAAAUAUUUAACAGAUACGCAAACAAUGAUAAGACAUGGCACAUUAUUUUUCGUUCCUUGACGUUGACUACAUAAAAUCAUUUGAUAAAAAUACUCACCAUUUUUACAUUAAAUCAUAACCAUUAAGUUCUUUAGAUUAACCAACCAAGAAUUAACAUAUUUAUUUUUACAGAACUAUUUUACUACUUAACGCUAGAGACGAACGAACAAACCCUACCACAAGUACAGUACCCCCAAAAACAAAAGAAAAAAAACAUGCAAUCCUAGCCCCAGAUCAUUUCUGAACAACAACAACAACAACAGUCAGAAAGACCGCUUGGACUGGAACCAACCAAGACUUUGCUUCAUCUCAUCGGUUGAUACGAUAGAAAAAAGAAACGCUGGACCUGUACGCAAACGUACGAACUUCUGUCAACCUGUACUGCACUUCACAACCACGUAUAGGACUUCGAUCAAGAAGACUUCCAGACUUUAAGUACAAUUUUUCUGGACGAAGCAUGAGUAAAACAAGUCAGAUGUGUAGUGGAACAACUCUCCUGACGAGACUGGAAGAAGCACAGUAGUAAUAAGUCCAGUAGUGUGAAGUGACGACAAUUGGGACUGGAAUUGUUACGGUAGGAUUGUUAGCAACUAUAUCAUACAUUUUCUAGACAUAAGCUUCACGUACACAUGCAUGUGUAAGCCCGCAAUCUUCGGCGGUACCAACAUUGGUAUAUCGCCGGGCAUCUUUUACCAACUGACCUUCUAAUUAUUUGUUGUCACUAUGCUACUAUUCUACUGAUUAGAUAUCAUUUUACUGUGACUCAUCGAUCCUUCAGACAACACAAUUACUGUAGCAAUCGACAGUAACUUCGAAUAUUAUUAAUAAGGUGUGAUUCAAACUUUCCUAUACUUACCAAACCUAAGGAUUACUUCUCGAAAAAUAUGUCUAUAUACGAUUGAACAGGCUGUUCAUGGUCACACCGAUUGCAUGAGAUUAAAUCUAAAUUUAAAAUUAUCUUGGAAGACCCAUAAUAAUGACAUUAAAUAUAACGAUUAGCAGAAACGAUAAAUACAUUACACAAAUAAAGUAAAAAUACAUAUUUUACGACAUUUGCACAUACUACCAAAACACAAACAUACAUUCGUUACACUAAUCAAUGCAUCAUUCAAUUUAUUCGCCGCAGUUAAUUAAUCAUCAUGAUAGAAAGUACUUUUUUAGCAGCAAAGUUUUAUAUUUAUUCGUACAAGCAACACAAGGGUCUACACCAAUUAAGCAACCGUCAAAGAUUUCCGUUAACGUUCCGUUAACUGUACAUUUUUUACCGCCAAUAAUACAGUUCAAUAGUUUAUAUUGUUGUAUUCCCACGCGAUAGGCACGAAUAGUUUUACCCGUUUGGUAGACAUUUUUUAAAGCCGAUUUUUCUUUCCGGACUUGCGAACACAAUUCAAAGUGGUAAGCUUACUUACACCCGUUUUUUCGACAUAUUAACUUCAACAAAACACAGAGACGAAAUUCUUGGUUCUGAAUCGGUGCGUACUAGAUUUCCUUUCUUCCGCCAAAACCGAACAAAUACGGACAAAUAGCGUAGAUCAAUGUAACCACAGAAAAUGGUCCAAAUCAUCAGAUGAAGCGAUUUAUUCAUAUUCAUAUACAAUGUCCACCAGUUCAUUCUAAUCAGAGAUACGCUGGACAUUAAACGUAGAUGGUUUCUUGUCUACUUAUCGCUGCGCGAUAUCCUUUAUCGUGGGAGUAACAAAUUUCAUCGUAAUACAGAUAUACAUUUACUCUUUCUCAAAUUUCAGUUUUGUUUCUAGUAACAAACGGUAUUUUACCCAGUAAAUAUACGUUUUAAUCUGUGAAAAGGUGUAUUACAAUAUAUUAGUAAUUAUAAAUAAGCAGUAAUGAUUGCCGGAAUGUAACCAAGACAUAAGAUAAAUAAAGAUUUGCCAAUUCAUUUUUAGUGAA